Molecule: messenger RNA, 4210 nt
Organism: Scleropages formosus (Asian bonytongue)
Lineage: Eukaryota; Metazoa; Chordata; Actinopteri; Osteoglossiformes; Osteoglossidae
Gene: kpna1
Product: karyopherin alpha 1 (importin alpha 5)
Exons: 15
Coding region: 229-1842 (537 amino acids)
Biological process (GO): protein import into nucleus
Cellular component (GO): cytoplasm
Molecular function (GO): protein binding; nuclear import signal receptor activity
Source: RefSeq, a predicted model, not a curated record
CGCAGUGACGCGUCUGCGGCGGGCGAGGAUGUAGGUGCAUGCGCAGUAGUACACCGGCGGCCGUUGAGGUAGUGGUGGCCUAAAUCGAAGUAGACGAGCAGGGACGUCGAAAGGAGGAUAAUUGGACAGGGAGGAGUGGAGUCGAGAGUGUGAAGACUGAGCCUUAGUCUAAGCUGCUUAGGCCUCGCACUCCUCACACAGGUCGAAGAUUGACAGAAAGUUUGGAAGAUGAGUCUGGGAAAGGACCACGUGCGGCUGAAAAGCUACAAGAAUAAGUCGCUGAACACGGAUGAGAUGAGGAGACGACGGGAAGAGGAGGGAGUUCAGCUGCGUAAACAGAAGAAGGACGAACAGCUACUCAAGCGGAGGAAUGUUGGGGUGUCAGAGGAGGGAGUUCCAGAUGAAGAUGAGAUGUCAGACAGUGGAUAUCUGGAAUGCCAUGCCAAUAAUAUGGACCUAAUAACGACUGGUGUGAUCUCAGAGGAGAUGAUCCAGAUGAUCUUCUCCAGUGCACCUGAGCAGCAGCUGAUGGGGACCCAGCGCUUCCGUAAGCUCCUGUCUAAAGAGCCCAACCCUCCUAUUGAUGAGGUCAUUGCCACUCCAGGUGUGGUGGAGCGCUUUGUGGAGUUCCUCAAGAGGCAGGAGAACUGCACUCUUCAGUUUGAGGCAGCAUGGGUCUUGACCAACAUUGCCUCUGGGACAUCCCACCAGACCCGUGUGGUCAUCCAUGCUGGUGCUGUUCCCAUCUUCAUUGAGAUGCUCAGCUCUGAUUUUGAGGAUGUCCAAGAGCAGGCGGUCUGGGCCCUUGGAAACAUUGCGGGUGACAGCACAGAGUGUCGAGACUUUGUAGUGGACUGCAACAUCCUCCCCUCCCUCUUGCAGUUGCUGGCCAAACAGAACCGUUUGACAAUGAUGAGAAAUGCCGUGUGGGCUCUGUCUAACCUGUGCAGAGGGAAGAACCCACCUCCAGACUUUGCCAAGGUGUCCCCGUGUCUCAGCGUACUCUCUUGGCUGCUAUUUGUCAAUGACACGGACAUCUUGGCUGAUGCCUGCUGGGCUCUGUCCUACCUGUCAGAUGGUCCCAAUGACAAGAUUCAGGCUGUAAUUGACUCAGGAGUGUGUCGGAGGCUGGUGGAGCUGCUCAUGCACACUGACUACAAAGUUGUCUCGCCUGCCCUGCGAGCUGUUGGAAACAUUGUCACUGGAGAUGACCUGCAGACUCAGGUGAUCCUGAAUUGCUCUGCCCUCCAAAGUCUCUUGCAUUUGCUGAACAGCCCCAAGGAGUCCAUCAAAAAGGAAGCCUGCUGGACCAUCUCCAACAUCACAGCAGGCAACCGUGCUCAGAUACAGAUGGUCAUCGACGCAAACCUGCUGCCCAGUCUUAUUCACAUCCUGCAGGUGGCAGAGUUCCGCACCAGGAAGGAGGCUGCCUGGGCCGUCACCAAUGCCACCUCCGGUGGAUCUGCUGAACAGAUCAGGUACUUGGUGGAUCUGGGUUGCAUUAAACCCCUGUGUGACCUCCUGACAGUUAUGGAUGCCAAGAUUGUGCAGGUGGCUCUAAAUGGGCUGGAGAACAUACUACGUCAAGGCGAGCAAGAUGCUAAGCGGACUGGGGGCAUGAACCCAUACUGUGCCCAUAUCGAGGAGGCUUACGGUCUGGACAAAAUGGAGUUCCUGCAGGGCCACGAGAACCAGGAGAUCUAUCAGAAGGCAUUUGACCUGAUUGAACGCUACUUCAGCCCGGAUGAUGAAGACCCUGUUCUAGCUCCGCCUGUUGACCUGCAACAGCAGCAGUUCUUGUUUUCACAGUGCGAGGCUCCCAUGGAGGGCUUCCAGCUAUGAUAUAGGCCCCCCGUCUGUCAGAUUGGCAUCCCCCAGCAUGGCCCCACUGCUGUGCAGGGCAGGGAAGGACCCCAGGCACUCCCGGAGAGAGAUUUAAUAAUUAUCGUAAUUAUUAAAAACUGCUAAUUAUAGGAACAUGUUCAUCGACUCAUUGCACGCAGUCUCUACCGAUAUGAAAGCUUUUUAUUCAUCUUCAUUUUGAGCUGCAUCAUCACAAAGUCCCCCUAUACCGUCAGCUGGCACGUGCACGACACUAUCCCUGUUCACGUGUCCUUCCAGACAGUGGGACCACAAACCUGAUAUUUCUAAUGGAACCGCCAGACAAUGCUCAUACUCGCUCCCAAGCAGACUGCCUUGCAGUGACAUCCUGUUUGUCAACAGAUGUAAUCGCUGACCUGACUCUGAUGCCCAAGGAUGUAUUUCCUGUCUGGUUGUUGGACAUAGACUUCGAAUGAAGGCAAACGCACAGAUGUCUCUAUACAUUUCCAUAUACAGACUCCUCUUUUCUUUAAGCCUUUUUUUUCCCCUUUAGUAUUUUAAACUCCACUGGUGACCUAUUGGCUGCAAUGAAGGAGGCUUCGGUUCUGAAUUUGUGAUGGAACAAGAGCUGUGGGCGGGACUUGCAGGACCUUCUGGCACAUUAUCACUUGAAGAUUGCUCUGCAUUAUUCCAUUUACAGGACUCCUUAAAUAGACAUCUGCUUGCCUGACCCUCACAAGGGAAUACUGGGAACUCAUCUGCCUCGGCUCCACUAAGACUGACAAGACAAGCAUGUAGCCAGGUACAGGAGAGGCAGACGCACUUGGAAGUUCCAGAAACUUGUUCAUUCCAUUAUGGCAGCAUUUUUAGGAGUUGAGAGACUGAUCCAGUCAGGGAGUUGAAUGAUUCAAGCCUUUGAACUACAAGCACAACCCUCCUGGUUCCUCAUCCUAACCUGUCAACAGUGGCUGCUCAUUGCUCUGCUUUCCUAUCCCUUCGGUUUGCCUCCCCAAAGCUCCACUACAGAAGGGAUGCCAAAUGCUAUCAUCCCACCCUUUGAAAGAAGAGGGGCUGAGCCUUUGCUGGAGAAUUGAUUGCUGCCUCAAGGGGUCUGCAUUAAGGAGUUCAGGUUACACCUGCAACAGUUGGACACUGCACCAGAUGUUAGGACACUUGAGGUAGUUGCAGACAUGGUAAGAGGAGCCUGUUGAUGCUCCACCCCUGUGAAGAUGGAGCAGCUGUGUUGGCUAUGGGCACUCAAGCCUAACCGUGACCCAGAGCAUCCAGCCCGUGACUGGAGGGGCAGCACCUCUCCUGCACUGAGACUGGGGGCACAUGCCUGCAUGCUCCUUUCAGAGGGGAACAGGCUCAGGAAACGAGGGUUUUGGUUAAUUUGUUUUAUUUGCAUUUCUGGGUUGGAUCUGUGAAUACCUAAGGUGCCAUAUUCUCAUUCAGAAAUCAAGGUGGGAAAAUUAAAAUUAAACUUGAAAAAUAAGUAACUUUCUUAGCUAAUCUUAAAAUACAAAAUUGUUUACCAGCUUAGUUUUUUUUUUUUUUUUACAUCACUUUUCUUCCAGAAUGAAAGACUAUGUUCAAUACUCUUCUAUUGAGACUGUGUUAAUGUAAUUUGUUAUUCCAUUUGCAUAAAUGCUGUUUCAUGAAGCUAGACUUGAUUUGGUCAUUAUCUCUAACCUCAUCACAGCACACAGCCCCACACCCCUUCCUUAAACUUCUUUGCAUUACAAGUUCUAGCAGGUAAGGAAUGUACUUUGAGUUCCACAUGAAUGGUGGUGCGGACAAGCCCAAGGUAGUAGUGAAGGUCUGAUUUUGCAACACUAAACUACACAAGUCAUGAUAAUGUAGAAGAAAUGUACUGUCAGAUCCUAGUGUGUAAUCUCAGGCUGGCUGCAGUAGUGCGCUGUACUCUAAGCACAUAAGUCAGACUACUCACUAACACCCAUUUUUGAAAAAACAGGGACAGCUGGUGAUCAGGUCUGUGCAAAGAUAUAGUUUCAUGGGUUAAAUGGAAGCUGUUCUUCAGCAACAGGGACCUUUUCUAUGCAUCAGACAAUCAUCCAUUGGAAGUUGCAACAUGUCAAUAAUGGAUUUAAAGUUGUAGAAAGAUGCUAUAUUUUUGUAUUAAAUUGGUUCAGCUUUUAUUCACAUGGAGGUGGAUGGAACCAUACUUUAUACACAGCUCUGCUGGCUACUUCUCAGUUGUCGGACAAGAUGCACUUAGCAUGUAGUCUGUGUGGAUGGCGUGUGUUUGCCAAAAAGGGCCUCAUCUCAGUCUCCCGUUUUACUGUAGAACAGUUAGAUGUGUAGGAAAGGUCUUUCAUCUGAGAUGUUUCCCCAAAAGAAAUAUGCUCCUUGAACAGCUAUAUUCUGU